AUGGCUUCUGAUGGAGAAACAAAAAAAGUAUGGACUGAUGAGGAGCGUAAUGUCUUAGCAGAGAAGAUGGACAGAGAGAUGGAUGAUUUUUUGAAUAAUUUAGCUGCUCAAAAAAGAGAACGUGAAAAAGAUAAACCAAAAAAAGAAUUUAAUUAUGAUGAAUGGGAAAAAGAGAUAUCACAACAUCCUGCUUUUAUGACAAAACUUCCUGAUGAUGGAAAUUCUGAAUAUAAUGAAUAUAUAGAAGCAAUACGUGCCCUGAAAUAUGAUGUUGGAGAUACACCAGAAGAAAUUAUUUUAGAUGCUGAACAACAUAAAACAAAUGGUAAUAAACAUUUUAAAUUAAAGAAAUAUCGUUGGGCAUGUGAGGAGUAUAGUAAUGGUAUAAAAUUGAAACCAAGUAAUUUAAAACUUUUAUCACAAUUAUAUGGAAAUAGAGCUGCAGCAAAUUAUGAAAUUGGUAAUAAUAGAUCUUGUCAAAGAGAUUGUGUUUGGGCUUUAAGACUUGAUCCAACUAAUUUUAAAUGUAUUAUAAGAAUGACACGUUCUUUAUUAAAUGUGGAUAAAGUUUAUGAAGCUAAAGAUUGGUUAGAAAAAAAUUUAGAAUAUGUAAAAAAUUUGAAGGGUGAACACACAUUUCCUAAUCAUUGGAAUGAAGAUUGUUCAAGUUUACAAGAAGAGAUAGCUAAAAAAAUUUUAGUAAAAGAAAGAGAUGCUAGAAAAGAACGAAUAUUAUUAAAAAAAAAAGUUGAAAAUAAUGAAAAAUAUUUAAAAGCUUUCAAACAAAGAGAUUUAAAAUUUAUCUAUCCAAGUGUGAAUGUAAAUAAUGCUGAUAGUUUUGAUCUCGAAUCUUUAGAAGUUAAUAUAUCACAAAUGUCAACAAAAGAAUGUGUUACAUUUGACGAUGAUGGUAAAACAUUAUUAUGGCCAAUUCUUUUUCAAUAUCCUGAAAUUGCUUUGACUGAUGUAAUGAAAUCUUCAAAUGAGACAACAGUUUUUGAAUUUUUUAUUGAUUCUUUAUCACAAAAUUGGUUAGAAGAAACCCCUUGGUCAAUUUAUAAAUUUGGAGAUGUUAUAGUAACAUUUGAAUGUGGUAAAACAAAGGGAUGUUUGUAUGUUGUUAAUUUACAAGAAACAUUAUCAAAAAUAUUAAGCAAAGAAGAGUUAUUUAUCAAGGGAGGUCUUCCAGUUUUUCAAAUAUAUACAAAAAAUUAUUUUGACAAGAAUUUUAUUUGCAAAAAAAAGAAUUACUAUCAGCCUAAAUAA
Strongyloides ratti is the source of this 1266-nucleotide messenger RNA. RefSeq names its product Tetratricopeptide repeat protein 4. Bases 1 to 1266 code for a protein of 421 amino acids. The record is from RefSeq and is a predicted model, not a curated record. Gene Ontology annotation, molecular function: protein binding. Lineage: Eukaryota; Metazoa; Nematoda; Chromadorea; Rhabditida; Strongyloididae. The transcript has 2 exons.